Messenger RNA from Lepisosteus oculatus (spotted gar), 1197 nucleotides. The record is from RefSeq and is a predicted model, not a curated record. Lineage: Eukaryota; Metazoa; Chordata; Actinopteri; Semionotiformes; Lepisosteidae.
AUGUACCUCUUCCCUUUGUUGCUUCCUUCACAUUUGCAGCUUCUGCGGAGAAGCUCACGCUCGCUCUGCUUGCCCCCGCCGGCCCUUCCAUGCUCGCUCCACCUUCAGCGACUACUGGCUUUUCUGUCUACCCCAAUCAAUAUCCCCGCUCUUGCUUCCGAACUGCUCCGUCACCCCGACCCCUCUUCCACCCACAUCUUACUCAACAGCCUUUCCUUCGGAUUCUCAUCAGGCCUGUGCACACUUCCUUCUUCCUCCAUCUUUUGUAAAAAUUUGCAAUCUGCCACCGCUGAUCCCCAGUCCGUCGAUUCCUUGUUAGCAUCUGAAGUUAAGAACGGUUUCGUGAUCGGCCUACGUGACUCUCCCCCAUUCCCUGCAUACCGCAUCAAUCCCAUCGGUAUAGCGGUCCGUAAGUAUUCCGGUAAAAAACGCUUUAUAAUCAACUUGUCAGCCCCCCAUAACUCCCUUGUGCCAAGUCUCAAUAGCCUUAUAACUAGUUCAGACUUCUCCCUACACUACGCCACAAUUGACCACGCCAUUUCUCUCAUCAAAAUCGUAGGUCCGGGUACCUGGCUCGCUAAGGCUGACAUCUCCAGCACCUUUAAAGUUAUGCCUCUUGACCCAGACUUCUAGCACCUCUUCAGAGUUCAUUGGCGGAACAAGUUCUUCUUCGCAGUCUGCCUUACUUUCGGAUGUAGGAGUAGCCCAAAAAUUUUCGAUACCUUAGCCGAAGCUCUCUGCUGGAUCCUCUUGAAUAACUAUAUGCUUCCUUUUCUCGUCCACCUUCUCGACGAUUUCCUUACCAUAGAUUUUCCCCAUGCCCCACCUGCAAGAGCCUCCUCCACACUUAUUUCCGUUUUUAGGAAACUAGGGGUAUGUCCCACCACAGACUAAACAACCGGCCCCUCUCAUAUAAUCCAAUUCCUGGGGAUCACCCUCAAUUCCAUCAAUUUCUCCGCCUCCCUGCCUUGCGACAAGAUCGACAGGAUCCAGACAUAUAUCUUUACCUAUUCUUCCGCCAAAUCUUGCACAAACAGGGAACUUCUCUCUCUGCACAGCCAACUCAAUUAUGCCAUGCGUAUCAUUCCUCAAGGACGGUUGUUCAUCUCCUAUCUUCUCAACCUCGCCUCUUCCGUGCCCUCUCUUUACCACCACGUAAGCCUUUCAGCCGACUGCAAAUCUGAGCUCAGGCUUUAG